This is a messenger RNA of Sphenostylis stenocarpa, 510 nucleotides long. Lineage: Eukaryota; Viridiplantae; Streptophyta; Magnoliopsida; Fabales; Fabaceae. The record is from the annotation of a GenBank genome assembly.
AUGUUUUCAUUUAACUAUCGCAAGGCUGAUAGUGGGAGCCAAUUCGUUCCUUUGCUCUAUGCUCAUCUGAUAAACAAUGGAAUGAUACCCUUUUUGGACACUAUGAACAUGAAACCUGGCCAGAAGCUGUUUGAGCAUAUUAACAACGCCAUAAAUAGCUGCAAGGUUGGUGUUGCUGUCCUCACAGAUCGUUAUUUCGAUUCUUACUUCUGUCUUCACGAGCUUGCCCUCCUCAAUGAGUCCAAGAAAAGAGUCGUCCCUAUCUUUUAUGACGUCAAGCCCUCGCAGCUUCAGGUUAAGAACAAUGCACGUUAUCCCCCUCAAGUACUCCAAAGGUUCUCCGAAGCUCUUGAGGAAACUAAAUACACUGUAGGACUCACCUUUGAUUCGUUAAAUGGAGACUGGACGGAGCUGCAAAGAAAGAUUUCGGAUGCUGUGAUAAUGAACUUGUUUGAAGUAGAGGAGGAGGAGGAGAGGAGGAGGAGAACGGCAUGCAACAUUCAACCGUGA